Eutrema salsugineum is the source of this 774-nucleotide messenger RNA. Its product is annotated as putative F-box protein At3g52320. NCBI's taxonomy places the organism in Eukaryota, Viridiplantae, Streptophyta, Magnoliopsida, Brassicales, Brassicaceae. Gene Ontology annotation, molecular function: protein binding. The record is from RefSeq and is a predicted model, not a curated record.
AUGGAAAAAAAGAAAUUGCCUUUACCGGAGAUCCCUGAGGAGCUGUUGAUCGAGAUUCUGAUGAGAUUGCCGGCGAAAUCUCUGAUGAGAUUCAAGUGUGUCUCAAAAAUCUGGCUUUCUCAUAUCUCCUCUCGAUUUUUCCCUUUCCUCAAAUCCUCACAGCGUUAUUGUUUCUUCGCGUGUUUUAUGGAUGGCCAGAAACGGAGCAAGCACGCGUUGAUCACAUCGUCGAAAUCGAAUCAUGAUCUUCGCUCGGACACAUCUGUUUUUGUGAUCGACCAAAGACCUACAGGCUUCUACUUCGUGGACGCUGUUCGUGGCUUGGCGUGUUUUAAAAAUAGGGAAAGACUGCGAAUUUGUAACCUCCACACGCUGCAGUUUGUGGAAUUGCCUGUAAUGAGACCUGGAGCUAAAGGGGUCGCCUAUUUUGGACACGAUCUUGUUCAUGAUUAAUACAAAGUGCUCCACUUGUUUUGGAAGAGCAUUGCUCACAUCUUCCAAAGGUGGUCUCGAAGGACAGGUCUCAUGAACUACAAAGGAAAAGUAGCUGCUUUCGACUAUUAUUGUGAUUUGAGUGAUGGAACUAUGGAUGUUUUGGUUAUUGAAGAUGCUGAGAAGAGUCAAUGGUCGGAGAAGAAGACUUUUACUUUGCCAGUUUCUCAGAUUAAUCUCGUCCAUGGAGAUCACGUGAGUAUGAGUGGCACUAGUCUCAGUGGUUUGGUUCCGAAAGGUAGAUCUCACGCGGAAUCAACCCUCACGCUUUUUCACAUAUGA